Molecule: messenger RNA, 1071 nt
Organism: Schistocerca cancellata (South American locust)
Lineage: Eukaryota; Metazoa; Arthropoda; Insecta; Orthoptera; Acrididae
Product: protein phosphatase inhibitor 2-like
Exons: 4
Coding region: 47-628 (193 amino acids)
Biological process (GO): regulation of signal transduction
Molecular function (GO): protein phosphatase inhibitor activity
Source: RefSeq, a predicted model, not a curated record
AUUGAAUGUCAAAGCAUCGCAGGCAAAAUUAUCGGUAUAGUGAACGAUGGCUGAAAAUUUGGGAAAACGACCAUCGAAGGGUAUUCUGAAAACCUCUUCAAGUUUUGAGAAGCCGGAUGCACCGAAGAGGAAACAAAAAGAGACAAAAUGGGAUGAAAUGAAUAUAAUAGCAACACUUCAUCCACCUGACAAAGAGUAUGGCCAUAUGAAGAUCGAGGAACCCAAAACACCAUUCAACUGGGUUGAUGAAGAUGCAAUGGUAGAUGAACUUGAUGCGGCUGUACUCGCAGAGAAAAUUCGACUUGAGGCAACAAAGCCACCAAAAAGCAUUGAAGAAGAUUCAGAAAGCGAAGAAGAUAGUGAAGAUGAAACUGAUGAAAUGAAAGCCAAGCGUGUGGCAUUUGAAAGCAAGCGAAAAGCUCACUACAAUGAGUAUUAUGCUGUAAAACUUGCUCGGAAGCUGAUGGAGCAAGAGGAAGAGGUUGAAGAAGAUGAUUACUGUGAGCAUGACGAAGCAGUAGAAAUGGAGGAGGAUGAUAAACAUGCACAACAAACGACUGAGAACAGUGCCAGUGCUUCAAAUAUGAACUGUGUCACAGUACCUGCAGCAACAGGACAUUGCAGUUAAAUCUUUCUGGAUUGUGUUACUAACUGGAUCUUAUUUAAAACAUUACAGACUGGUGUUCAUCUGUGUCCAUUAAGUUUAAUUUAUCAAAAGAAACAAUACUUUUCCCCCUUCCCAAAUGACAAAACUGAUCAGUAAAAGUAUAACAUUGGUUUUUGACAUUAAUUGCUAAAUGUGAAUGCACAAUUAAAUGCAGCUAAAAAUUUUAAUAUAUAUAUAUAUAAAUGUAUGUAUGUAUCAGAUGUAAAAACCCUUCAGUAUUUUGUCCAAUAUAGGGCAUAUAUAUGUGUGAGAUUUGAAAAGUGGAAGCUGGAAUUCUUUUAGAACUGAAAUCUUUUUUUCCCGGUAGAUUAAUGCUUAAGUUUGUAACAAAACUGAGGUUACUUAGAAAAAAAUUAGGGAAAUUUGAAGUCUGAGGAUUGGUGGGCUGUCACUUACCAGAUGAA